Molecule: messenger RNA, 933 nt
Organism: Acanthosepion pharaonis
Lineage: Eukaryota; Metazoa; Mollusca; Cephalopoda; Sepiida; Sepiidae
Source: the annotation of a GenBank genome assembly
AUGCUAACAAUUUCUUCUAUCAUACUGAUCUAUCUAUCUAUCUAUCUAUCUAUCUAUCUAUCUAUCUAUCUAUCUCCUCAUAUGUAUGUAUGUAUAUAUGUGUGUAUCUAUCUAUCUAUCUGUUCAUAUCUCUCUGUUCGUAUGUAUGUAUCUAUCUAUCUAUCAGUUCUUAUCUAUCUACCUCUUACUGUUCAUAUCUAUCUAUCUAUCUAUCUGUUCAUAUAUAUCUAUCUAUCUGUUCAUAUGUAUCUCUCUGUCCAUUUCUGUCUAUCUUAUUAUCUAUCUCACGUUUUCUUUCCUUCUCUCCCUCUCUCCCUCUCUCUCUCUCUCUCUCUCUCUCUCUCUUUCAUUCAUUCAUUCAUUCUUUCUUUCUUUCUUUCUUUCUCUCUCUCUAAUUAUUUUCCGAUUUUAUCCUUCAGCUCUCACUCUUUAUUAUUUCCUUUGUUAAGUUUUCUUCACUUGUCUCUCUCACACCUUCUCUCUCCCCCUCUCUCUCUCUUUCUUUUUUCUUUCUUUCUUUCUUUCUUUCUUGGUCCCUUUCUCUCUCUCUCUCUCUGUUCAUAUCUAUCUAUCUAUCUAUCUAUCUAUCUAUUCUUAUUUUAUUAUAUUCCUUCACUUAGCUCUCAUUCCUUUUCAUUUUCUCUCAUUUUCUUCACUUGUCUCUCUCACACCUUCUCUCUCUCCCUCUCUCUCUCUCUCUCUUUCUUUCUUUCUUUCUUUCUUGGUCCCUUUCUCUCUCUAUCUCUCUGUUCAUAUCUAUCUAUCUAUCUAUCUAUUUUCUUAUUUCAUGUUAUCCUUCACUCAGCUCUCACUCUUUCAUUUACUUUCAGUUUUCUUUCCUUCUCUCUCCCUCUUUCUUUCUUUCUUUCUAGCCCCCCUUUUCUCUAUCUUUCCCUCUUUCUAAUUAUGUUCCUAUUUUAUUUUCCCUUCUGA